AUUUAGAGUACAAUUAUUCAGAAUUCAUAACGUUGCGAUAAUUUUUUCUUGAUUUUGGUAUUGUAGAUGUUGAAAGGAGAAGUGUACUUGCUUGCAAGAUUUGGAGGAUGUUACGUUGCGGAAAUUGAGACUAAUAAUGGAAGUGGGAUUACAUCAAGAAGAAAUGAAGAUGGUUUCCACCGAUAUUCAAAAACAAGUUGUAUAGAAAUGCAUAAAAUGAAUGAGAGGAGACGUAGAUACAGGAUUGCUAAAAAGAUGAAGGUACUGGAGGAAUUAAUCCCUAAUUGUAACAAGUCAAAUAGAGCCUCAGUACUUGAUCAAGCCAUACAACACAUUCAGGCCUUACAACACCAAGUCCAGGUGAUGUCAAUGGAUAGAAUCCGUGCAUCGACCCUAGUAGCUGCAGAGAGAAACCAAAUAAUGCAGAGUACUCUGUAUUUUAAUCCUUACAUGCCUAUAAUGCCAAGGAUUGGAGCAAUUGGCUAUUUUUUUGGUUUUGGAAAAUCUUUUACUUAUAGCAAUAUGUGUUGCUCCAAUUUUUCCCCAAUGUUGUCAACAGGAGGUCAAUUUCCAUUUUUACCCCUCUCCGACGCCAAUAACUUACUGCAUCCCGUGCCUAUAAUGGAAGCAUUUACGCGAGGCUCUGCAUCCGUUGCUCCACCAGAAAAACGCGAUUAGUUGAAAAGGAAAUCUACAGUAUGUUGUUCGAAAUUCAUUUGUCAUUUUCAGUUAUAAGGUUUAGAAUAGUAUUAGAGAAAUGUGCAAAUCAAGUGUCUUAGUAUAAAUAGGCAUGCAGCGAUUUGAGCUACAUAGA
Molecule: messenger RNA, 814 nt
Organism: Solanum stenotomum
Lineage: Eukaryota; Viridiplantae; Streptophyta; Magnoliopsida; Solanales; Solanaceae
Product: transcription factor PHYTOCHROME INTERACTING FACTOR-LIKE 15-like
Exons: 5
Coding region: 67-678 (203 amino acids)
Cellular component (GO): nucleus
Molecular function (GO): protein dimerization activity
Source: RefSeq, a predicted model, not a curated record